Aspergillus neoniger CBS 115656 is the source of this 552-nucleotide messenger RNA. RefSeq lists its product as uncharacterized. Bases 1 to 552 code for a protein of 183 amino acids. Lineage: Eukaryota; Fungi; Ascomycota; Eurotiomycetes; Eurotiales; Aspergillaceae. The transcript has 3 exons. The record is from RefSeq and is a predicted model, not a curated record.
AUGUGCGCGCGCGCGCUCUCUUUCUUGAUUCCCUCACUGGUGUUGUAUUAUGCCUGGCCUACGUAUGGGUUUGGGCUUGGAUCUCCCCCCCGCUUCUGCGUUUGCUCGGGGCUGGAGACGGUAGAGUUCCGAAGGAAGGGGGAGGGGCAGAAAGAGGAGAGAGAGGGUGAUGGAUUGAGUUAUGAAUGGAGGGCGACUCUUUGUCUACCUGAGCUUUGGCUGGUUCGCCGUGUUUCAAACUUUCACUGCCAUGCCUUGGCAAUCACCAGACGGGCCGGCGGAAGGCAAAUGGUAGCCUCAUCCUUCGUCCUGCUGGCAUCCAUGACCGUUGUCCCCUCUGGGUCCCUCUGCAAGCUAAGCUUGACUGGAACGCAGAUCCGUCAAAUGGGCGAUUUCUUCUGCCAGCCCACCUGCACCUUUCUGAUUUGGGUUAUAUGGAGUGUCUCCGUGUCUCGUCAAUUUUACCCCAUGGAUUCUGACAGCUUAUUUAUUAUGAUUUGCCCUUUCCAGAACCUUUCAUCGGCCGUCUACGCUGCCGUAUAUAUCCUCUAA